AUCAUCAUCUUCAUCACCAUCAUCAAUAAGCAAGCUCAUCAAGUCCCACACGAUUUAAAUUCCUGUUUUUGCAGUUAAAGAUUGUAUUCUGCUUUGUGAGUUUCACAUCGUUAAUCAUGGAAAUGGAUGGAAGCACUCUGGUGAAGGUGGUGCUCUUCAUUCUGGUUCAAGGCCUCGUUUAUCUCAUUCUCUCGCAAUCGUCAAACGUUUUCUCCAAACUGCCGCGAUCGCACAGCUUCAAGACGGCCAGGACCCUCAGCAUCCGUCGCUGGGCCGCUGCCCUAGCCGAUAUUCCUGCAGCCAGCGGUGAAGCAUCUCCACAACCAAGGGAUUUUUCCGCUCCUUCAGCCGGAAGGAUUAAUCUUUCAUAUUUUUUGGUAUAUUCUUUUCUUCUUUUCCGUUGUAUGUACAUAUUCAUAUUGGUAUUGAUAUCUAUCAUAUGUUAUUUUCAUUUUCCAGUCAUCCCAUUCCAAUAUACUACUGUCUACGGAGUAGUUUAUUUGAUCAAUUAUUUUUUUGAAUCCGGCCAUUUGCUUCUUCACGGCGUUUUCUCGUUGGAAAUAGCGCCGGCGAUGGCUUCAAAAUUGUGA
This is a messenger RNA of Salvia hispanica, 590 nucleotides long. The record is from RefSeq and is a predicted model, not a curated record. Lineage: Eukaryota; Viridiplantae; Streptophyta; Magnoliopsida; Lamiales; Lamiaceae.